GUAUUUGAUACCGAGACUGCGGUAUGGUUGUAGCUGAGUUGGAGAGUAAUAUGUUGUAUUAUCCAUAUAAAGUGGUAGUAAGGGUUAAUUUUAGGUAAAGUAUGUGUUUUAUAGACCAAACUCCGGGUUUCUAUCGGCAUAUAAGCAGCAUUUUUAUUUUAAAUCUAGAGAACAUUCUGGAAGAGUCACAUGAUUCUGAUGGACCAGUUGUGUGACGCUGUUUAAAAAAAAAAAAAGUGACGUUGUGGUAGUCUUGUUAUUUUGUGGCGUGUUACUGUUGUAUGUGAGUAUCAGUAAUUUACAUGUACUAUGUGAUAAAUUCAACAGCGACUUUAAAGAACCGAGGAAGAUGAAGGGGAAAACGAAGUGGAAAUUCUCUAAAUAAAGACGUUUUCUAAAUAAAAGUGAUGUUUAUAAGAGAAAAAGUAGUAUUUGUUGUGGCACGUGAGGCACAUUGGCCAAUGGCAGCGCGUGCAAUGAAGAGGAGAGUAUAAAUACCGGCGGUUGCUGAGGGAGCUGGCCGCCAUAGAAGAUUAUAAAUAAGGGAAGGAGGUAGUAAAAAAAAUAAAUAAUAAAGAAGCACGUUCUGUGUAAAAUUGUAUUCGAGUCUCCAUAGAAAUUACCGGCGUGAACCUUCACUGUUCGUCCUCCCAGCAGAACGUCUUCGGUACUGGGCACCUGCCGCAUUUCUGCAGUUAUACAAUCUUUGUGCCAGUGAAAGACGGAAAGGUAAUGCAGGAUGAUGUAUGAGGAUGUUUGAUUUACUGAGUAUUGUAAACAAUCAGCAUUCAGUGCAUUAAUGAAACAAACACCUUCAAGAUGUCGGAGGCAAAAGGAUUGCAGAGUUCUAACCGUGGAAACCCUCCACCCCCUGAAUAUAAAAACCCUAAGAAGCCUGGACGUCUUACAAAUCAGCUGCAGUACUUGCACAAGGAGGUCAUAAAGGCUUUGUGGAGCCAUCAUUUUGCGUGGCCCUUUCGACACCCUGUUGAUGCUGUGAAACUAAGACUUCCUGAUUAUCAUGUUAUUAUAAAGACCCCAAUGGACAUAAACACCAUUAAGAAGCGCCUGGAGAAUAACUACUACUGGAAAGCUGUGGAAUGUAUAGAAGACUUUAAUACCAUGUUUACGAACUGCUACGUAUAUAAUAGGCCUGGAGAUGACAUUGUGUUAAUGGCACAAGCAUUGGAGAAGCUUUUCCUUCAGAAAGUGGCACAGAUGCCCCAGGAAGAGGUUGAAUUCCCAUUGACCAUAAACAGAGUAGGCGGAGGCAAAGGAAGGAAACCUUCAGCAGGUAAGCUAAAGCCACCUCCUCCUGUAUCUGAAGUUGUCGUCCAGCAAACAGUGACUUUGAUUCCUCCGCAGACCGUUACUGCAACCCCGACUGCACCUAUGUCAGGAACACAACUUGUAUCAAAAGUCAAAAAGGGUGUCAAAAGGAAAGCCGAUACAACCACUCCAACUACAUCCAUUGUAACGACAAGUAGCGAGUCUUCACCUACUCCUGCAGAACCAAGGCCUUGCAAGAUAAUAUCAAGAAGAGAAAGUGGUCGACCAAUUAAACCUCCAAGAAAAGACUUGCCAGAUUCUCAGCAGCAGCAUCAAAUUGGCAAGAAACCCAAAUUGUCGGAGCAACUGAAGUACUGCAGUGCAAUACUUAAAGAAAUGUACGCAAAGAAGCAUGCAGCAUAUGCUUGGCCCUUCUACAAACCUGUUGAUGUAGAAGCUUUGGGACUUCAUGAUUAUUAUGACAUUAUAAAACAUCCAAUGGACCUUGGCACUAUGAAAAAAAAGAUGGAGGACCGAGAAUAUAAAGAUGCACAAGAAUUUGCAGCAGAUUUUCGGUUAAUGUUGAUGAAUUGUUAUAAAUACAAUCCUCCAGACCAUGAAGUUUCAGCAAUGGCAAGAAAGCUACAGGAUGUGUUUGAGAUUCGGUUUACCAAAAUGCCAGAUGAACCUGUUGAAAGUGCAACCCCAGCUCCACCUUCAACAGAAAUGGACAAAACUCCCUCCAGCAGUGAGAGCUCCUCAGACAGUGAGAGCUCCUCAGACAGUGAGAGCAGCACUGAUUCUGAAGAGGAAAGAACUCUGCACCUUGCAAACCUCCAAGAGCAGUUAAAAGCAGUACGUGAGCAACUGCAAAUGUUAUCCCAGGCCCCCCUAUUGAAGCCAAAGAAAAAGAAAGACAAAUCAAAAAAGGAAAAGAGGAAAAAAGAUUACAACAAAAAAGAGAAGACAGGAAAAAAAUGCAGCGAUGAAAGGAAAAAAACAAAGUCCAAGCAGGUGCAGAGAUCUAGAAAAAGAUCUUCAGGAAGUCAUAAUAAAAAAAGCAAGUUGCCCACAAUUCCAUGUGACUCAGAACAUGAAGAGGAAUCCAAGCCUAUGUCAUAUGAUGAGAAAAGGCAGCUGAGCCUCGACAUAAACAAGCUUCCUGGUGACAAGCUUGGGAAGGUUGUUCAUGUAAUCCAGUCAAGAGAGCCUUCACUGAAAGACUCUAAUCCUGAAGAGAUAGAAAUUGACUUUGAAACAUUAAAACCUUCAACACUGAGAGCUCUGGAGACAUUUGUCAUGAUCUGUCUAAGGAAAAGGCCAAGAAAACCAAGUGAGAAAAGGAAACUGAAGCCCAAUAAGGCGCUUCAAAUUGAAAAAAAGCAAGAAUUGGAGAAGCUGCUAGAUGUCGGUGGACAGUUACAUUCAGUGAAGACACAGAAAACUACAUGUGCAAACACCGAUGCUAAUGCAGAGCUUGGCGGACCCUCUCGACUCAGUGAGAGCAGCAGCUCUUCAAGUUCAGGCAGCAGCAGUAGUAGUGAUUCUAGUGCAACUGAUAGCAGUGACUCUGAAUCAGAACAGAGAACAAAACGGAAGCAAAGCUGCACCGACAAUCUUGAUUUCAAAAUGCAAGCAAAGGAAUUAACGCCGAUACUACAGCCUUUAUGGGAUAAUGCUCUUGCAGGUCAAAUCUUACCUCCGUUUAGCACCAGUUUACAGCUUUCAAUACAACUUCCCCAAGAGACGGAGAUACACAAAUUCCAGACAUUGAAACAUAUACCACUAGAGCCACCUGAACAAAUAACUAUAUCGCCUCCAGCCUUACAUACUAGUCUGCCACAACAGCCAUCAAGACCUAGCACCAAAGCAGCACCUCUACCUCCUAAACACAGGCCUUCACAGUUACAGCAGCCAGGGUCUGCAAAUGCACCUCAACAAGAGGCAACCCAACACGCUCCUUUGCAAUCUGCCCAUGACCACAUAUUGUUGCAAGAGCCCCAAAAUGAACAGGCUAAACUACAGUCCAGUUGCAGUCUGGUACAUUCACUCCCCCAGUUAAAAACCACACAGCAGCCACAACUGCCUCAGCAUCAGCAGAUGCACAUGCAACAUCCCCAGAUCUUUCCACAAACACUGAAACUGCAAGCUGGGCAACAUUCCCUCAACCAACUUAACCACCCUUCUCAGAGCCCACCUACUAGGAUGCAGGUGGAAGGUUUAGGUCUUUCUUCACUUCUGUCUCCUUUGAAUUCCCCAGCUGGGUUACAUGCAUCUUCAGCAAGCCCCUUCGUAAUGAACAGUGACAAUAUCAAAAUGGAGUGCCCAAUAUUGUCCCCGAUUCAUGGCAGUCCACUGUGUAAUAAGGCAGAACCUAAACGUUAUCCAGUGGACCAAACAGAAUUACAGUCUGUUGAAAAGGAGAAUUGUGCAGAAGAUGGAUCAGAUAUUACACAGACAUUAUCAAAAACUGAUACCAGCCAUUCUGAUGGGGAGGAACAGGACAAGAGUAAUACAAAUCUUAGACAACUUGGGCCUGUCAGUAGUUGUGAUAAACAGAUGGAAGAUCUUAUAACUCCAGUCGUACCUAAAAAGAUGGUUCCCCUUCUAUUUCACAAGUCAUGUCAGGUGAUGUUUUCUGUGGCCAGAGACACUAUCUGAGUCAACAGAUUCUUUUUGUGCGAUGUUAUGUAAAAUGCAACAGGCUGCUACGAUUUUGCAGAACACUUGUGGAUCAUACUGAAGAGAUCCGCCCGACUUAUCAAGACAGCAAAAGCGCAUCUUCAGUAAUCCAGUCGUUUGCUCAAUGACUCAUGGGAUAACCACUGUCUCCUAUAAAAUAAUUUCAUUAAUAUUUAAAGUCCUGUUUGUUGUUGGUAUUAUUACUUCCAUUUAGCAGAUGAUAGCAAUGGCAGUCCCAUACAACAGUGAACAUUACAAUGUACAGAUGAAAUAGACAAUAAAUAAUAAUGCAUUACAAUUACCCAGUAAGAAGCCAUCAGGACAAUUAUCACCUUAAAAAUUGGCACACAAUGCAUUUUGAUCCCAAAUGAAGGCAUCAUGUGUAGGUCCCGGAAAGUUGACGAACACAUUAGUAAUUAUAUAGUCGUGUCGACACACUAUCUGUGUGUUAAUAGAAUGCCAACCCUUUCUGUUAAUGAACACAUUACCAUUAUUAGAUUGUGUCCUUAUGGCUAUAUGCAAGCAAUCAAUUGCCCCUAAAACAUUAGGCAUGCCUGCAAUAUCGUAGAAUCCCUGCUUUAUAGAAUUGUGUGCCCUAGCAUUAAGUGGGAAGAAGAUAGAAGUAGAUAUUCUAGAUACUAAUGCAUUGGUAACUUGUUAGUUUGCGGGUAAGAAGACGGUGUUGCAGCGGGUUGUUGGUUCGGGUCGGGUCCUGUAGUAGCGGGUCCGGGUCGGAAGCGGGUCGUAACAAUCGGACUCGCGCAGGACUCUAGCUAGCGUUAUCUGUGAAAAAGCAAUAAUGAAUAGGGCCCAAUGUUUUUCUACAGUACUUAUCCUUUCUCUCAUGCUACUUGCAAUAAUGUUAGUGUUAGCAACAAUGUUAAGGCUGUUGUCUAGAUUUAAACAGAUAACAUUAAAUAAGUUAGUUGUAUUGAUGUCCCUUAUACAUGCACUUCCUUGAAUUUCCAAAAAGAGAUUCGGAUCAUUUAAAAGAAUGCUAAAUCAAACAUGUAUUUCUUGAUGCCUAUUGUGAGUCGUAUUUGCUAUUUUAAACGCAUAGAAUUGCUUUAUAUGUUGUUUAUACUCUGCAUUUCCUUUUAGGACAUUAGGAUCAAGAAUGUUGAUUCUUGGGCAAGUUUAGGAAAGAUGGCCACUUCCACACCAUCCAUAAUAAAGUCCUCUAGUGAGAGUUUUCAGCAGUUCAGAAAAGCUGCAAUGGAAAAGGAAGA
Acipenser ruthenus (sterlet) is the source of this 5180-nucleotide messenger RNA. Its product is annotated as bromodomain-containing protein 3-like. The transcript is spliced from 19 exons. NCBI's taxonomy places the organism in Eukaryota, Metazoa, Chordata, Actinopteri, Acipenseriformes, Acipenseridae. Gene Ontology annotation, biological process: chromatin remodeling; positive regulation of transcription elongation by RNA polymerase II. Gene Ontology annotation, cellular component: nucleus; chromatin. The record is from RefSeq and is a predicted model, not a curated record. Bases 820 to 3930 code for a protein of 1036 amino acids.